Molecule: messenger RNA, 3979 nt
Organism: Bubalus bubalis (water buffalo)
Lineage: Eukaryota; Metazoa; Chordata; Mammalia; Artiodactyla; Bovidae
Gene: RAD23B
Product: RAD23 homolog B, nucleotide excision repair protein
Exons: 10
Coding region: 374-1597 (407 amino acids)
Biological process (GO): proteasome-mediated ubiquitin-dependent protein catabolic process; nucleotide-excision repair
Cellular component (GO): nucleoplasm; cytosol
Molecular function (GO): proteasome binding; ubiquitin binding; polyubiquitin modification-dependent protein binding
Source: RefSeq, a predicted model, not a curated record
GGGGGGAGGGCGAGUCUCGGCGAGUCACGAUGAUGGCGGCCACCAGCCUGUGGUGAGCUAGCGGAUUCUCUGCUGUUUUCGCAGAGCCCCUCGCGCUCCCGACAGACCCACUGGCUGGUAACCGGGCGCGUGAGGAAGCACGGUGGCCCGAGCUCGCGAGGAAGGCCGCAGUCGCGGAGGCAGCGGCGCGGCCGGGGGCCAGGGCUGGGGGAGAGGCCGCUCUGCAGGGCGAAUGUGACAAGCCCCCACCCCCACCGCCUUCCUCCCGAGUGCGCGAGGAGCGCGGGCGACCCCGGGGCCCCGCCAGGCCACAGACCCCGCCCAGCGGCCAGCACCCGGAGCAGGCCCGGCAGCGGAGCUGCGCGGCGGCACCAUGCUGGUCACCCUGAAGACCCUCCAGCAGCAGACCUUCAAGAUCGACAUCGACCCCGACGAGACGGUGAGAGCACUGAAAGAGAAGAUUGAAUCUGAAAAGGGUAAAGAUGCCUUUCCUGUAGCAGGUCAAAAGUUAAUUUAUGCAGGCAAAAUCCUAAAUGAUGAUACUGCUCUAAAAGAAUAUAAAAUUGAUGAGAAAAACUUCGUGGUAGUUAUGGUGACAAAACCGAAAGCGGUGACAACACCAGCGCCAGCCACGACUCAGCAGUCAAGUUCCGCCGCCGCCGCGGUUAGUUCCUCCACAGCGCCAGCUGUGGCGCAGGCCCCAGCCCCUGCCCCCACUUCGGCUCCCACUCCCACACCUGCGUCUGUCACUCCAGCAUCGACGACAGCGUCUUCUGAGCCUGCACCCGCUAGCGCAGCGAAGCAGGAGAAGCCUGCGGAGAGGCCAGCGGAAACCCCAGUGGCCACCACCCCAACGUCAACCGACAGUACAUCAGGUGAUUCUUCUCGGUCAAACCUUUUUGAAGAUGCAACAAGUGCACUUGUGACAGGUCAGUCUUACGAGAAUAUGGUAACUGAGAUCAUGUCAAUGGGCUAUGAACGAGAGCAAGUAAUUGCAGCCCUGAGAGCCAGUUUCAACAACCCUGACAGAGCAGUGGAGUAUCUCUUAAUGGGAAUUCCUGGAGAUCGAGAAAGUCAGGCUGUGGUUGACCCCCCUCCAGCAGCUAGCACUGGGGCUCCUCAGUCUUCAGUGGCUGCAGCCGCAGCAACUACGACAGCAGCAACUACAACAACAAGUUCUGGAGGACACCCUCUUGAAUUUUUACGGAAUCAGCCUCAGUUUCAACAGAUGAGGCAAAUUAUUCAACAGAAUCCUUCCCUGCUUCCAGCAUUGCUACAACAGAUAGGUCGAGAAAAUCCUCAGUUACUUCAGCAAAUUAGCCAACAUCAGGAGCAUUUUAUUCAGAUGUUAAAUGAACCAGUUCAAGAAGCUGGUGGUCAAGGAGGAGGGGGAGGAGGUGGCAGUGGAGGAAUCGCAGAAGCUGGAAGUGGUCAUAUGAACUACAUUCAAGUAACGCCUCAGGAAAAAGAAGCUAUAGAAAGGUUAAAGGCAUUAGGAUUUCCUGAAGGACUUGUGAUACAAGCAUAUUUUGCUUGUGAGAAGAAUGAGAACUUGGCUGCCAAUUUUCUUCUACAGCAAAACUUUGAUGAAGAUUGAAAGGGACUUUUUUUUUUUAAUCUCACACUUCACACCAGUGCAUUACACUAACUUUGUUCACUGGAUUGUCUGGGAUGACUUGGGCUCAUAUCCACAAUACUUGGUAUAAGGUAGUAGAUUGUUGGGGGUGGGGAGGGAGGGAUCUAGGAUAUAGGGCAGGGAUAAAUACAGUGCAUGUCUGCUUCAAUUAGCAGAUGCCGCAAAUCCACACAGUGUGUAAAAUAUUAUACAACCAAAAAUCAGCUUUUGCAGGUCUUUAUUUCUUCUAUAAAACAGUAGGUAACUUUUCCUAGGUUUCACUCUUUUUAGUGUACUAGAUCCAGAAAUUUAGUGUAAUGCCCUGCUUUAUAUUUCUUUGACUUAACAUUGGUUUCAGAAAGAAUCUUUGCUACCUAGAAUCUACAGUCCCUAUUUUAUGGCAACACUGGAUAAUGGCUUUGUGAAAUUGGGGGAAAAAAAUGGGAGUGACUGUAAACAGAAAUGCCAAAUUAUUGAUGGUUAUUGUUGCUGCUUCAAAUAAGUAUAAAAUUAAUGUGUAAGAAAGCCCAUUCUUUCAUGAUAAAUACUUGGGGUUGAAGGGGGGAGAUGGGAGAACAUUUUCUUAAGAUGAAAAUAAUUAACUGCUAUUUUAAAUUUCUUGAUCAUUGAAUGUGAGACCCUUCUAACAUGAUUUGCGAAGCUGUACAAGUAUAGGCAGAGUUAUUUUUCUGUUUACAUUUUUUUUUUGGUUUAUUUUGGGGGGUAAAUUGGUAGCUGCCUAAUUACUGUUUACUUCAUUGUUAUAUUGCAGUAAAAAGUUAUAAAAACCACGGUUGCAUGUUUGCUUUUGAUGUAUCCCUUUGUGGAGUUAGCACUUUGGGGCCAAUGAAGAAAUGCAGCAUUCACUCUCCCUGUCUUCCCCUUCCCUCAGCAGAAAUGUGUUUGUCAGCAAGUCGUGAAUUCCAACUGCUGCCUCUUUUAAAACCCACAAAAUGCUGAUUCAGUUCAAGAUUAAUGCAAAUGUCUCAAAACUGGGUUUCUGAUAUUUGUAAAUGUUUUUUCCUUAAUUAGAUAAGAAUGUAUGACCAUUAAAGUUGUUAGGAUUAUUUUGCUUUUGAAAAGAGAAGGUGGACAGAACUACAAUCCAGCAUCUUUUAUUGCAUUGGAAAGACUGGCAAAAUCUUUUGGAAGGGUUGGGAGAUGCAGCUGGAAUAGUACUUUGGAAAAUAUACAAUCAAGAUAUCUCAUGGCAUAUUAAAAGAAAAAUCUUAAUAGCAAUGUUGGCUUUUAUUUGGAUUUUUUUCAUCUCAGCUUUUUUCUUUGGAAUCUCCUUUGUUGGCAUUGUUAUUUGAUCAUGAAGAGGGGGCAGGUGUGUCUACUUGUUUUAUUUUUUUCAGCUCUCUUUUCCUGAGUAUUAAAAAGACUAAAGAAAUAAUUUUUUUUCUACCAUCUUAUACUGAGUUAAGAAGAUGAAUUUGCACAGAUUUUAUCCUACAUAAUCUCUUAAUAAUCCUUAGCACAGUUUGGUGAUGACUUUUAAGCUUUUACAUCAUGCACUCAUAACCUAUCUCUUAUGAAAAUAAAAAAAUUAUGAUUUUUUCCCAUGUUAAUCAUGUAGUUUAAUCUUCAUGUGUUUAUUCCAUAAACACAACAAGACCUUUGGACUUUGUAUUACCUGUAUGUUUUAUAAUGGAUUGUGCAAAAAUGUCUCAGAAUAAAAUGAGGAUUUGUAAAUAUGUUCAUCUUUCGAGGUAGAGCAAUGAGUUGGGAAGAGGGAUGGCAUUUCUGGUGAGAUAAUGGAGUAUUCGUUUAUUUUCACGAUAUUUUAUCUGCUACUUAAUUGCUUAGAGCAUAGUGAAAACUAGAAAAGGAGAGAAAAAAACAACCAGCAGCCACCUCUUCUUUUCUCUGGAAAGUGACAGCAGGAGGUGAUCGAUCACAUGGAGCUUUUGUCCUUGGACAGCAAAACUACAAAUAGUGGGAUUAAUAAUCACCAGAACACAGUUCAGGCCACGUUUUGGCCAUUCUUUGCAGUGCUCUGUUUAUCUGCGGAAAGAAUCAGCCGUGACACCAUGAAAGAAAUGGGCUUUAUGUGGCCUUUUGCUGUUACCUUUUAAUUUACAAACAUUUUGGUAAGUCUCUUAAUCUAAGUGCUACAUGACUUUGGAAUUUUUGCCUUGGAGGUAUUCUGUCAUCUGUUUCUUGAAAUCUGUUGAUUGUUCAGUUGCUCUGUGGAAGACCUGAAGAAGCUUAAGUUUAUACUUGUUAAACUCUUACUGCCGUCUAGUCAAAUAUAUUUUUACAUUGUUUAAAAAUACUGAAGUGUUCCACCAUAUGAUUUUUUUUCUCCUGUACUCAAUGGCUAGGAUUCUAGAGAAUUAAUUAUAAAAUAUUUUCAAUAUA